GUUGUCUGGGCCCCAAAGUACCGGCGGGAGUCUCAGGACUCUCAUCAGCUUGUGUCAGCCGAGGACCGGGGGCAGCUCAGGAUGGGACAGCUGGUGACACCCCUCGCCACCCCGGCAGGACAACAGGAGAGCUGAGCAGGUCUUCACCGGGCUGCUCCCUUUCUUCUCAAUGGCAGUCUGAAGAAACAGGCUUGGGUGCGAGGUGACUGGGGCGGGCAGCACGGUGGCUCUGGCUGUUCAGGGGGAUCCAGUACUCCAAGCGGGUCCCGAUGCUCAGAUCCCUUAGCUGGAGAGGACGGCUGUCAGAAUGGGCCCCAUUCCCCACCCAGAACUUGACAUUUGACCCAUCCCCUGCUGAGCACUCCCCCUGCCCCCGCCUGGAGCCUGUGCAGAACUGGUGGGUGCAUGGUCAGGGGGCCUCCUGCCCCCACAGAGCCCUUCCCAGGUGGCCUGGUAGUAGCCUUGGCAGGCCGCCUGAAGGGUGGUGGGGGUAGACAGCGACAGAACGUUCCGUCCCCUAGUCUGUGCGCCAGCCUCUCCCGCCCCAGGGCCCUUCCUCAGCCAGUCCCCCAUUUAACACUUGCUUCAUCUUGAGCUCGCUGUGAUGGACCGGACUUCCCAGAUGAGGCACCUGGGGCACCGCUGUGGAUAGAUGACUCCAGUGGGGGUUUCUGCGUGUGAUACAGCACGCGCUACCUCUCCCCAUACCCUUGUGCUCAAGGCUGCCGUGUGCACAUGUGCUGGUGGCGUGGGUGGUGUGCAGGAGUGAGGGGGCCGGUGAGAGCUGCGUGUGGAUUUCUCGGUGCUGGUAGCUUGCUCGGAAGGGAGACACUCCUGUGUAACAGGAUCAGAUAGGCGGUGGGCCAAGAGCUAAGAAUAGGAUUGGGCAUAGGCUCCUGGCUCAGGUGGGGGUGUGCCAAUGCCAGCCAGGAAGUAGCCCACGGGAGCCAGAGAACAGUACAGGGACUGAGACAGUGGGGCCUAUGGCCUAGGGCUCCAGGGAAGGAGCAGAGUCCAGCUCAGCUCAUAAACAGAGCUGAUAGGACAGGGCUCAGGGAAAGGACAAGUUCUGGGAUCUGGGGCAUCGGCACCAGGGGCAGGGAGUACACUUGGUGCUCAGAGGAAGCCCCCACCCAGCCCCCAUGGCCUUCCUGGUGGCUGGGACCCUGCAGGUGGCCUCCCAGAUGGCAGAUGCUAGACAGAGUCUGGAAAGAAAGGGGAAGUAUGGCCUGCAGGGUCCCAGGGUGGCUCUGAUACUCAGCAGCCCUGGGGUGUUAGACUCCACUGUUGCUGUCCUGGAGGGCGUGUUCCGGAGCCUGGGCUUUGAGAGCUGCCAGAAGAGGGAGGCCUCCCUCCAGGGCUUCCUCGGGGAGCUGGCUGGGUUCUGGGAGCAGCUGGAUGCCCUUGGGGGCCCUGUGGGCUGUGCCCUCGUGGCCUUGGUGGCCCCUCGUGGGCAGCUGAGGCAGCCCCAGCAGCUGGUCUGGGAGCUGAACCGCUGCAGGGCCCUGUGGGGCUGCCCCAAAGUUUUCCUGCUGCUCUCGACGACUCCUGGGGCUGCCCCUGAGCCCGGAGCCUUCCUCACUGGCCUGAGCCAGCUCUGUGGCCGAUUUCCUCACUGGUCUCUGCUGCAGCUGCUGACGGAGGUCUUCUACAGGACAGCCAAAGAGUCAGAGGCCUCUUACUGCCCAGUCCUCCGGAGCUCCUUGAGGGGCGCACUGUGCCUGGGGGAUGUGGAACCCUGGGAGCCCCAGCCAGAACCCAGCCUCAGCACUCACUAUGAACUGUCUGGGACCAGAGCCGCCCUCCUGCUGUCCGUGAUCCGUGGCCGGCCCGGGGCCCAGCAUGAUGUGGAGGCACUGGGAGGCCUGUGUCAGGCCCUGAACUUCAAGACCACCCUAAGGACAGACCCUACGGCCCAGGCUUUCCAGGAGGAGAUGGCCCAGUUCCGAGAGGGCCUAGAUGCCCGCAGGGUCCCGGUGAGCUGUGCCCUUGUGGCCCUCAUGGCCCAUGGGGGGCCACAGGGCCAGCUGCUGGGGGCUGACGGGCAGGAGGUCCAGCCAGAGGCACUGGUGCAGGAGCUGAGCCGCUGCAGGGCCCUGUGGGGCUGCCCCAAGAUCUUCCUGCUUCAGGCUUGCCGUGGAGGGCAGAGGGACGCCGGUGUGGGGCCCACAGCUCUCCCCUGGUUCCGGCGCUGGCUGCAGGCAUCACCAACCACCCCCUCACAUGCAGACAUCCUCCAGAUCUAUGCUGAUGCCCAAGGCAGGUCCUCCGGGGGCCCCACUCCAGGGAGCUCUGACCAAGCAGACAUCCUGAUGGUCUACGCAGCUGCAGAGGGCUGUGUAGCCUAUCGGGAUGAUGAGAAGGGCUCGGACUUUAUCCAGACUCUGGUGGAGGUCCUCAGAGCUUACCCCGGGGGAGAGCUCCUGGAGCUGCUGACUGAGGUCAACCGCCGGGUGUGUGAACUGGAAGUACUGGGUCCGGAUGGCCAGAGGCGCCGCAAGGCCUGCCUGGAGAUCCGCAGCUCGCUGAGGCGCCGGCUCUGCCUGCAGGCGGGACUGUGCCCGCUGCCGUUCCGGGGUUGCUGACCACUGGGGGCUACGGCCCAGCGCCGCCGCUGACUCCAUCCCCUGUCCUGGUUCCUCUUGUGUAAAUGGGCGCAGCAGUGCGGGCGCGGGGCGCGGAGGUGGGGGGACUGCAGUAAAGGUCUGUGGGUGAUCGCAGUGCUCGUGAACAGUGCCUGCCCUCGGGGAGGUGACCCAGUGAGAGAACGCAUGCCACGUGACUGGCACCCCGUAAGGGUGCACCUAUGCUCCUGGGAGCGGGGGUGGGGGUCUGGGCCUUCCCACGGGCGCGGGGACCGAGGAACCCGGCCCGGGCUAGGCUGGGCUGGAGGUUCGGAGAGAGGACAGCCGGGGCCCACGUCGCUGUCCCAGCUUGCGCACUCCACAGGCGCCCCACGCUGGGGCCGUGGGAAUGCAGGAGAUGAGGUCUCGGCUUUCACGCUGGUCGGAGCCCGGGCUGGGACCACAGGACUGGACAGAGCACAGCAGGCUGACCGGUGCUGUGAUGCGGGAAGCGCGGGGGCUGCACAGGGAGCAGUGGGCAGUCUCUGACCCAACGCGCUCCGGAGCCACGUAGGGGAAGAGCUCCCAACGCGCCGGUUAGGGCCGGAGCCUGCCCCCUCACCGGGGCUCGAACUCGUGCUACAGUUCGUUAGGGCGGUCCUCGCCGAGCUGCCAGGCCUCGUUUGGUUUGCGUGGCCGGGCCCACAGUUUGCAGCCCCACCCACAGAGGGCCCGAGGGGCGGAGCUCCUCGCUGGUAGGAGCAUGCGCAUUGUGGUGCACUACACAGGCGCCUGGACCAGCUUUAUGAGAGAAGCUAGGGAAACGUACUCGGUGGGGCCGCGUGGCCUAAUGGAUAAGGCGUCUGAUUCCGGAUCAGAAGAUUGAGGGUUCGAGUCCCUUCGUGGUCGCUGCAGUGCUUGUUUUUCCUCCCUUGACUUCACAUUUUCCCUUGGUCCGAACUGCACUCUCCGCGGAACCUGAAAAUGUUUGCGCUGUGCCCCCCUCCUCGCGGCGCCCCACCCUGCAGCACCCGGAAAACCGCCGAGCUCCAGAGUUCCAGCACGCGUGGAGCUCGGGAGCUUAGGGUCUGGUCUGCACCUCCCUCGACUCGAGGGUGCUGCGGGGCCCUGAAGGCACCAGCGGUGUCCUGCUGACACCCGCAUCGAGUCCGGGAACCUCAAACGAGGUCAAUAUAGUUCAGCCGACUAGAGCUGUGACAGACGGGUUGUUGGAUUGUUGCGGGGAUGAGGUGGGGGGGGGGUGGUCCCAAGGUCAGAGGACAGGUGCGUUUCAACAUACAAUAGGUUCUUGUGAUGAAAAGUUUUGGAAAUAGUGACGGUUGGAUGAUAUUGUGCAUAUAACUGAUGCCACUGAAUUGUACACUUAAAAACGGUUUAAUUGGCCAAUUUAACGUUAAAUAUAUAUAUUUUUUACCACAAUAAAAAAUGUUUUAAAAAAUCUAACAAAUUAUUCCGAUUUCUUACAAUGAUAGUGUACCUAAAUGGUUUGUGUGCAUAUAUAUGUAAAAGUUUAAACCUAAAGAAUAUGCCCAGGAUUGGGUCAUCAUUGUACCUGGAAAAAAAAAAUGUCUUUACCUGCGGACCCGACUUCUCUCCAAGGGAUUCUGGUUAAGCCAGGUAACCUAGGUGAUGUAACCUCCUCCCACCAGGUGACCGCCAGGGCAGUGGCAGCCGGAGACCUCAUUCGGGAAGGUAGGCACAGGUGACCUGGGGUCCUGUGGGGGUGUUACUUUAUCGUUUCUGUGAUGCUUCAGCGGUUUGAAAUUCAUUAUGGUGAACAUUUUGGAGAUGGGAAAGAACACCUGUCCUCUGGUGGGAAAGCUAACGCUGGGUUCUCUGACCGUGAGAAUCUCCUACUCCACCGACGCAGCUAGUCCGAGGAGAGCCAUUGCGAAGGGCGCUCAGGGCAAAGACCUCGGGCCACUGGGAUCUGUUGAAAACCGCGGAGACCUGGACACCUCCUUUCUACGGGGCAGUGUAGGGAGGAGGGCUGGUACCCCUCUUCUCUCCUCUCCCACAUUUUGCACAGGCAACUCCUUCUUGCUAAUAGUUAUGACCGGACCCGGAGUCUCCCAGAAGGAGAGGAAAGUGCUCGCCCAGGAUUUGAUCCCCAGGCUUCUCUUACCCUAAGCGAGGCUCACACCCUAGUCCAACGAACUGAGCGACACCUGUGGCCCGUUCUUUGGGCUCCGUCUGCGCAUGCGCGGUCUCUCUGCGAUCCGGAGAUGCUUUAGCCACCGGCCAGGUGCUUUAGCUGCGGGCCGAAUGCAGGUGUUGAAGGGCCGGAGAGGGGCAGAGGAAUCUGUGUGUAACCAGUGGGAACAACGGGAAGGUAUCAGAGAGACUGGUGUAGGACCAUUGCAAGGUACCCAUUGUCGGCCCCGGUGGCCUAAUGGAUAAGGCAUUGGCCUCCUAAGCCAGGGAUUGUGGGUUCGAGUCCCACCCGGGGUACAAAGGGCUAAGUUUUAGACUCCCUCCAAAGGGGAAAAAGUGAAAUGCUUGUGCAGUGGAGGAAACCAAAUUAAAGGUGCUUGAAGUUGCCCAGUCCUAGUCCUAAACUACUAAAUUGGUUGUCUUUAUUUUCUAAUAAGGGGUGCACGUUUCCAGCUUUCAGAAAGGAAUACUUGCAUCAUUUACCUUUUAAAAAUAACCAUCCAUUCUACUUGAUGAUAUAAAGGAAUAAUUGUUCAUUUUUCCAGGUGUAUUAAUUUUAUAGUGGUUCUAUAUAUUUUUAAAAGUUCUUUUAUAAACAGACCCAAGGCAAUUAUUUGGAGAUUAAAUUAUAUGACAACUGUUUUUCUUUAAAACACCGGCUGAGUGCUGACAAUAGUUAUAAAUACAGUAACGUAUACUUGCAAGUUGCUUUCAGAUGAGAUCUGAAAUGUUCUCAGCACACACGCAGAAAAGGUAGCUAUGUGAAGGACGGUAGUGUUAACAGUGGUAAAUAUUUCACAAACCUAUGUGUGUAUCAAAUCAUCACAUUGUGCACCUUCAGUAUAUAUCAUUUUUAUUUGUCAAUUAUCUGUCCAUAAAGCUAGAGAAAAUACAAUGGGUUGCUUGGAGGUAUAGACAAAACAAGGUAAUGGUUGCUAAUGGCGUAAGUUGCUAAUGGCUUAAGCUGGGGGAUGAGGACCCCUUAAACUAUUUCUCUGCUUUAGUGCAUGUCUGGAGUAGUCCAUAAUAAAGUCUCCUCUUUUUUUCA
Molecule: messenger RNA, 5787 nt
Organism: Mustela lutreola (European mink)
Lineage: Eukaryota; Metazoa; Chordata; Mammalia; Carnivora; Mustelidae
Exons: 11
Coding region: 1143-2585 (480 amino acids)
Biological process (GO): proteolysis
Molecular function (GO): cysteine-type endopeptidase activity
Source: RefSeq, a predicted model, not a curated record